AUGAGUGAAAGAGGCUCGGAAAUCGUUUUUCGGGCGGAGAACAUCCCGGUCCGGUUCUUCAAAGCAUGUCGGUGGUGUCGCCGGCAAAAGAUGCGGUGCGAUGCACGCAACCAGGUCCCAUGCUUCCGUUGUCGCUCAACGGGCCGCGACUGCGUCUUGGACCCCAUUGAAGAUAACAGAAGACGUACUGAACGUCGGAGAAAAACUACAACGCCCGCGCGCGGCUCGACGGUGACUUCUCCACUAGAUCAGCGUAGCGGAUUUCAUACUCCGGCUUCAAGAGACGAGGAAUAUUCUCCAGUUGCUGGUCAGGAUACUUCUUUCGAUACCUCGAUUGAUUCAUUUCCACAGUCUUCGCUAGGGAGAGUGCGAGGGUCUCAGACUGCGGAUCAUCAUGCACAUGGUCAUGAUUCGCAACAGUUGAGUCCCGAUGAUAUGAUAGCGCCGGUGUCAGCGGUGCACUCCAUGUCUGUCAAUCUAAUUGGGACGGAUGAGAUUUUCAUGGAACAUUCAAGCAGUGGAGACCCGAGAGGAGAUAUUAUUGUUCGAGGUAUUGUCAGCGAAGAACGGGCACGAGUCAUGUAUGAGAGAUUUACCGGCGGAAGCAAGAACUAUUUACCCGUCUUUGACCCCAUCCGCGAUACAUUCGACUCAAUACGGUCGCGUUCACUAUUCUGUUUCACAGUGAUAAUCUACCUGGCCAGCAGGGCCGUGGUGGAUCUCCGCAGUGACACCCACAUGCAACGUGUACUCCAAGACGAAGCGCAGAGACUCGCUGAAGACAGCUUCUUUGAACGCCCCACGAAGCUCGAAACGGUUCAGGGCAUGAUUUUACUCGCCGCAUACUCCGAGAAAACCUGGUUCUCAACUGCACUCAUUUUGCGAACAGCCUUGGAUUCCGGUUUAGAAAAGUCACUUGACAAAUUGCUAUCUCAAGAGAAUCUGCCGAGAAGCUCACUUUCUGCAUCCAUGUCUGACCGCCAGUUGGUAUGGCAGGUGCGGACUUGGCUCAUCAGUUUCACGUUGGAGCUGGAUGUUGCUUCAGGCACUGGUCGCAAGUCACGCAUUGGUGAAGUAGAUAUCAUGAAGCUACGCAAGUUUCUCGAUUAUCCGCUUUCGCUUCCAUGUGAUAUGCGGACUGUCUGUAUCAUUGAACUUCAUCAACUCCGAGGUCACUCUCGUGUAAUUCUUGAUAACACGGGGACAGUCCAGGACAUAGUCUCAACAGAGCUCCCUGCUAUAAUGACCAGGCUACAGAACUGGUGGACAACAUGGGAUGAGAUCCACAGUAAUAAUGGGUUCCAUUCAGGUGCAUUCCAACGCAGCAGUCUCAAGCUGAUGGUUAAUUACGCAAGAAUUUUCGUCUUAUGUGCCUCCUUGGCACGCAUCCAGAAAUUACAGCCUGCAAACUCUGAGUCUGAGAUUACUGAUCAGAAUGUAUUGAACCUGUGGCAAUCACUCAUUACGACGAUCAUGGAUCAAUUGGCAUUCUUGAUCGACUGGCCGUCGUACCGAUGCCAGCUUCCGUGGGCUCCAACCUAUCCAGCUCUAACCAUUGCCUUUGUCACGGAAAAGAUCUGCGAUUUUUUGAAGCAGCCACCAUACCCAGACAUCCAACGCACUGUCUCGAUCUUCGUCAACUAUGCCCGGGCAUUGAUUGCCAGCCAACGUUCACAAAGCAAUGACAGCACAGAGGGCCCCCACGUAUCCGAGCAGGGUGAUAGACAAGUUCCCUCCAACAGAGGCCCAGACAGUCCCAUGCAGAAUGCCCCGCCUUUGGCACCUCUCGUCGAUCAUCGGUACAGAUCCGGCACAGCUUUCCCGAGUGAUAAGGAUUCAAGCAUGGUCACCAUGCCAGGUAGUGAUGUAGCUGCGACCACCAGACCGCCUCUUCCCAGAAUGCCUGACACGAUGGAAGCCCCGAACUGGACCAUGUCCAAUUCCAUUGCCGAGUCCUUCGACAAGAUGAAAAGUCCCCAUAAAACUGCCACUAUCAUAGUUCAGUCCGAAAAGCGUCAUAAUGAAAAUGAUGAUUACACACUGGUUGAAUUAACUCCGGAGGAAACUCUAGUCGAGUUCUCCCCGGACUCAACAGCAGACCCAAACCAGUGGAUAUUUAGCAAGAAAAUGUACAAUGCUAUCGUGGGUCUCUUAGUGGUCCUCAAUAGUGGCGUGUCAUCUUCCCUGCCUAGUAAUGCAGUCCCCACAAUCAUGCAGGACUUUGGCCUGCCAGGAAAUGGUCAAAAGGUCUUGCCAACCUCCAUUUUCCUAAUCGGGUACUGCAUCGGGCCUCUGGUCUGGAGUCCUCUAAGUGAAACGGUGGGACGGCGACCGGUUCUAUUCUGGAGUUUUACCAUCUUCUUUCUUGGUACCUUGGGUUGUGCCCUGGCGCCCAACUGGUCAUCGCUCUUAAUCUUCCGUGUCAUCUGCGGCACUAUGGCUGCGGCACCACAGACCGUUGUUGGGGGUGUGUAUGCAGACUUGUUUUCUGAUUUACGUAGUCGUGGGCGUGCGAUGGCCUUGUACAUGUCGGCGUCAAGCUUUGGUCCCAUUGUUGGCCCGAUCAUUUCAGGAUGCUCGGUACAGUAUGGCUGGCGAUGGACAUUCCGCAUCGACAUGAUAUUCAGCGGCCUUACUUGGCUGGGUCUGCUCUUUUAUUCUGAAACAUUUGCGCCAGUCAUUCUCAAGAAACAAGCUUCCAAGCUUAGGAAAGACACAGAGUGUGGCCGAUAUUUCGCCCCGCAGGAGUUGAAAAAGGCGGAUGCCGCAUUCACCUUAACCCAAACCAUCACCCGGCCUUUGACCAUGUUGAUUUUUGAGCCCAUCAUCUUGUUCACAGCUAUUUACAUCUCUCUCGCCUGGAGUAUGGUCUUCUUCUAUUUCCAGGCAUAUCCCAUCAUUUUUGAGGGUAUUUACGGUUUUGAUGUCGCAAUGACCUCUCUCACAUACAUCCCAGUGGGUGUCGGCGCUGCAUCAUCCUGUCUUUUCGCCUUCACUUAUGACACCAUCUACGAAAAGGCUAAGAAACUCGGCAAACACUGGACGUCUAGUCCCGAAUACCAUCGACUUCCACUGUCCUGUGCAGCAGGUCCUCUUCUAGCGGGUAGUCUAUUUUGGCUUGCUUGGUCGGCUAAAGCAUCUGUUCACUGGGCGGUGCCCGUCAUGUCGGGCAUGGUCUUCGGAAUGGGAUACCAAACCACCUUUAUAUCACUACUUACCUAUGUCACCGACGCAUACCGUAUAUAUUCUGCCAGUGCUCUGGCUGCGUCCGUCAUCUUGCGGAGUAUUGCUGGAGCGCUGUUCCCUCUCGCUGCGGAUCCACUUUAUGCGAAACUCGGGGUGUCGUGGGCGACCUCAGUCCUUGGAUUCGCCGCUUUGGCUUGUAUGCCGAUUCCUUUUGCCCUUCUCUAUUUUGGUCCGUGGAUUCGUAAGAGAAGUCCGUUCUGCCAGCGGCUAUUGGAAGAAGAUAUGUCGAAGGCUGGGAGUGGAACGCGGACGCCUGAAGAGGCGUGA
Molecule: messenger RNA, 3513 nt
Organism: Penicillium maclennaniae
Lineage: Eukaryota; Fungi; Ascomycota; Eurotiomycetes; Eurotiales; Aspergillaceae
Product: MFS multidrug transporter
Exons: 12
Coding region: 1-3513 (1170 amino acids)
Biological process (GO): regulation of DNA-templated transcription; transmembrane transport
Molecular function (GO): DNA-binding transcription factor activity, RNA polymerase II-specific; zinc ion binding; transmembrane transporter activity
Source: RefSeq, a predicted model, not a curated record